AUGACCAGACGACGUCAUGUGUCUUUUUUGUUUACUGUCUCCAGCCAGGCCAUCCUCAGCCUCCGACCGAAGGAUCUGCCGAUCGAGGACAACGACUGGGUCGAGACGAUCGUGGAGAAGACGUGGAGGGAUCGUCAGUUUUUCGUCUCUUUCAACAAACGGGAGGCUCGAAGAAAAUGCAUCGAAGGAGCUCUCUCGACCGGACUCGGGCUCCGCUCCUCGUCGACGCAGAUCCCGUCACGGCGUCUGCGUCUUGCAGAGAAGGUGGAAAGUGAUGCGAUUUCGUUCAUUUUGUAG
Protopolystoma xenopodis is the source of this 297-nucleotide messenger RNA. NCBI's taxonomy places the organism in Eukaryota, Metazoa, Platyhelminthes, Monogenea, Polystomatidea, Polystomatidae. The record is from the annotation of a GenBank genome assembly.